AUGGAAGACAAACAGGCCUUCUUUGUUCAAAGUGCGGAUGGACGCAAAUUUAAAAUGGUGAUUCGUGGAGAUUUAGGAAAGCUGAGCGUGGGAAAGAUACGACGCUACCUCAAAUCAUACGGUGUGCCGGAUGGGCAGUUGCUCCUCCAUGACGGCGUGGCGCUGGAGGACGAUGCAGUGGGAAAUGAUUUUGGGCUGCGCAACAAUGUCAUAUUGCAGUUAGUAUCUCCGCAUCGUUGUGCAAUGAUGGGUGGUGUGCGGAGCGAAAGAGCAAGCGAUGUUCCUCCACACUUCAUGGGAGGAGAAACCGCUAGCAGUGCCCCCUCUGCGAUAAGUGCAGAGAUCCGAGAAUGCCAUUCGCAGACGGCCUCCUCGCGUGUAUUAGCAACGGCUGCGACAAGUCACAUAGACCCAGGUGGCAUUCCAGAAGUUUUUUCUCAAACCAAUGCUGCAUCUGCUGCCGUCUCUAGCAGUAACAAUAAUAGUAAGAAUCAUGGUAAUAACACAGGUACUGCUCUUGACAUGGUGCCGGAUGUAGAAAAAUUGCGGUUGCGUGAAGAAGUUCAGCGUCUGCGUCAGGAGGUUUCAGAGUUGCGGGAACGUCAGAAGAGUAGCGCCACCAGUGUGCGACCGGAGCCUGUUUCUGUAGAUAUUUUGCGAACUGCAAGGUCUAAUUUACAGCAACUCGGUGAGGACUUGGGGGUUCCCUUGCAAUUUGAUAUGAAUCUCACCUGUGUCAUUGGAACGGAUGAACGUCACACGGUGUUGGUUACCUUUGACCCCGCAACCGAGCGUCUUUAUGUGUACUCUACGCUACUGACACAGUUACCCGAGGAUACUGCGGUGCGUGUCAAAAUGUAUGAACUUCUUUUGGAGGGUUCUUUACUUGGACGUGAAGUAUGCGGUGGCGGCAUCGGCAUGUCAUUGCAAAAUGGCAUCGUGAUACUGUCAACCACCAUUCCGUUGCGUUAUUGCUCCUCUUUGGCCCUAAGAGAAAUCAUGCCAGCGUUUGUUGAAACCCUGGGACGCUGGCGCUCUCUCAUCAACGAACUUCUGGAGUAA
Trypanosoma rangeli is the source of this 1062-nucleotide messenger RNA. RefSeq lists its product as uncharacterized. Lineage: Eukaryota; Euglenozoa; Kinetoplastea; Trypanosomatida; Trypanosomatidae. Gene Ontology annotation, biological process: protein secretion by the type III secretion system. Bases 1 to 1062 code for a protein of 353 amino acids. The transcript has a single exon. The record is from RefSeq and is a predicted model, not a curated record.